CCCAUGGAGAAGCAUCUUCUGCUUGUUCUCAUGGCCUUGUUGGCUUUCGCAUUUAAGCUCUCCGUUGCACAAUGGACUCCUGCUACUGCUACAUUCUAUGGCGGCAGCGACGCUUCGGGCACCAUGGGUGGUGCGUGCGGGUACGGGAACCUGUAUAACGCUGGGUACGGGACAAACUCGGCUGCACUGAGCACGGCGCUCUUCAACAAUGGGGCAUGGUGUGGCGCCUGCUUCACCAUCACCUGCGACUCGAGCAAAACACAGUCGUGCAAACAAGGCACGUCCAUCACCAUCACAGCAACCAACUUCUGCCCGCCCAACUACGCCCUGGCCAACGACGAUGGCGGAUGGUGCAACCCGCCGCGGCAACACUUUGACAUGUCGCAGCCCGCGUGGACAACCAUCGCAGACUAUCAAGCCGGCAUUGUGCCCGUCAACUAUAGGAGAGUUCCUUGCCAGAGGAAUGGAGGCAUGAGGUUCACCAUCAAUGGGCACAACUACUUCGAGCUUGUGAUUGUCGACAACGUCGGCGGCAGCGGCGUGGUGGCGCAGAUAUGGAUUAAGGGGUCCAACACAGACUGGAUAGUGAUGAGCAGGAACUGGGGUGCCCUCCGGCAAACCGGCGCAUACCUCAAUGGCCAGAGCCUGUCCUUCAUGGUAAAGGCUGAUGAUGGGCGGGUCGUGACGGCGAACAACGUUGCUCCGUCCAACUGGUGGUUCGGUGCCACCUACACUUCCUGGGUGCAAUUCUAA
Messenger RNA from Lolium rigidum, 753 nucleotides. Its product is annotated as expansin-A8-like. The coding region runs from base 4 to 753 and encodes 249 amino acids. Lineage: Eukaryota; Viridiplantae; Streptophyta; Magnoliopsida; Poales; Poaceae. The transcript has 2 exons. Gene Ontology annotation, cellular component: extracellular region. The record is from RefSeq and is a predicted model, not a curated record. Gene Ontology annotation, biological process: plant-type cell wall organization.